AUGUCGCUGCACGCGGGCGACGCCGGUCCGUCCUCGCCCGCGACGAUGGGCACACCUCCCCCUUCCUCCUCUCCAUCGUCCAAACCCGCGCCCGACGUGCGCGUCCUCCGCGUCGCGCAGGUGGACGCGGGCAGGCUCGACGACGAGCUCGUGUCGCUCCUGCGCGAGCAGUUCAACAGGGUGUUCGCGAUGGUCUUCCCCGGGGCGGUGACCAGGCGCCAGUCCGAGCUCACCCUGCUCCUGGACGCGCUCGUGUUCUACUUCACCGUGUGGUCGCACAGGCCGACGCCGGGGAUGGAGCUGAUGAACCUGCGGUACAGGGACGAGCGCCCGUCGUCGUCGUCGUCGGGUUCGUCAUCUUCAUCCCAGCGCUCGACGGGACGAACCGGCAUGGAGGGCGCCAAGCUGAGCGUCUCGCAGCGCCUCCUCUACGGCACCGCGUUCGUCGGCGGGCGGUUCGCGUGGUCCAAGCUGCGUCGGGCGAUCGGCGCGGGGCGUUGGGCGGACGAACCGGAGGGAUCGUGGCGCCGAGUCGCGUCAAGCGCCGUCAGCGCGUUAGAGGCGACGUACUCGGCUCUCGCGCUGGUAAACCUCCUCGCCUUCCUCAACCGCGGCAGGUACAGGACCCUCACGGAACGCGCGCUGCGCACUAGGCUGGUGUACGGCGAACCCCACGCGCGCAGGAUGGUGAGCUACGAGUACCUCAACAGGCAGCUGGUGUGGCGCGAGGUGAGCGAACUCGCGCUCUUCGUGCUGCCGAUGGUGUCGGCGCCGGGGCUGCGUCGCGCGGCGUCGCGGGCGUUCGGGGUUGGACCCGGGGGGGAUGGACCCGGGGGGGGUAGACUCGGGGGUGCCGAGGGGGGUGCCGAGGGGUGCCGAGGCGGGCCGUGCGUCGAGUGCGGGGGCGAACCCGCGGGGGCGAGGUACGCGUCGACGCCGUGCGGACACGCGUUUUGCUACUACUGCGCCGCGUCGAGAGCCGGGACCCGGGGGGAUCGGGGGUACACCUGCCCGCGGUGUAGGGAGCCCGUGAGGGGGAUACGACAGGUUCGCGCCGAGGGCGGGGGGCGAUGA
This is a messenger RNA of Micromonas commoda, 1074 nucleotides long. RefSeq lists its product with no specific name. The transcript has a single exon. Gene Ontology annotation, cellular component: peroxisomal membrane. Lineage: Eukaryota; Viridiplantae; Chlorophyta; Mamiellophyceae; Mamiellales; Mamiellaceae. Gene Ontology annotation, molecular function: zinc ion binding. Bases 1 to 1074 code for a protein of 357 amino acids. Gene Ontology annotation, biological process: protein import into peroxisome matrix. The record is from RefSeq and is a predicted model, not a curated record.